UUAAUCCCACUUUCUUCCAGGUGGUUGAAACAAUUAUACAAAACAGGAAUGAAGAGACCAAUUGAGGAGGAGGAUGUCUAUGAAACGCUGCCAGAACACAGAUGUGAGAAGCUUUCGGAGAAAUUUGCGCGACUGUGGGAGGAGGAAUCCAAAGCAGAAUCACCCUCACACCUGAAAAUUCUGGCACGAGCUUAUGGGAAGCAGGUCAUGAUCUUUGGCCUUUUGUGUUCCCUCACGGAAUCGGGACUGAGGAUUGUUCAGCCCCUCUGCAUGGGUGGUUUGGUGACCUAUUUCUCUCCUGAACAGGAUGGUGUCACACGACAGGAUGCCUAUUUGUAUGCUGCUGGCAUUAUUCUAUCUAGUCUCAUUCCUGUCCUGAUGUUCCAUCCCUAUAUUCUGUACCUGGAUCAGGUGGGCAUGAAGAUGCGCCUGGGAAGUGUUGGGCUGAUUUACAAGAAGAUCCUUAGGAUGUCCAAGUGUGCUGCCUUUAGUGGGCUCAAUGGCCAAGUGAUAAAUCUCAUGUCAAAUGAUGUUGGGGAAUUCGACACUGCCCUCAGUUCUAUUCAUGAUCUCUACAAGGGUCCCAUUGAGGCUAUGCUCAUUGGGUACUUCCUGUACCGAGAGAUUGGUAUUGCUGGCUUGAUCGGGAUGGCCUUUCUCCUGGCCUUUAUCCCCAUGCAGAUGUGGCUGGCGAAGUUGGCAGCAAAAUUUAGAUUUUUAACUGCCAAAAGAACGGAUAAACGCGUGAGGUUUAUGAAUGAAAUCAUCCAUGGGAUCCAGGUGAUAAAGAUGUACACAUGGGAGAAAUCCUUCUCAGCCCUUGUGGACAAAGUCCGACGGAAAGAGAUUGAUGCUAUCCGGGGAACAUCGUACAUUGAUGCUGCCAAUUAUUCUUUCAUUCUCAUCUCGCAAAUUUCUCGAUUCAUCGCCCUCAUGACCUACAUCUCUUUCGGGAAUGUCUUCACUGCCAGGAAGGUCUUCAUUGUCUACUCCUACUUUAUGUACCUCAAUGAAUCAAUGGUGCACUUCUGGCCACGUGCACUUACAGUUGUGGCUGAGAUGUAUGUAUCCUCGAAGAGAAUCACAGAGUUCCUGCUUCUAAGUGAGGAAAAGAAGCAACCACAUCCGGAACGGAGCGCCAAGGAGGUUCCUCUCAUGACGAACCUUCCAAACGGAAAGAUUCCUUCGGAUGAGAAGGCUUCAGAAGAGAUCCAGCCAAGGAGAAUAGUUUCCGAGACCGCCAGUGAGAAGAGUGUCCAUUUGAAAAAUGUAACAGCUCUCUGGGGAGGAGAGGAUCCCAAUUCCAGGCAAGGAAUUAACUCUGUGGACCUCUCAAUAGCCCAGAGAGAAUUGUGCUGCAUUGUCGGACCAGUUGGUGCUGGAAAGUCUACAAUCCUUCAUGCAAUCAUCGGAGAGUUGAGCCUGGAUGAAGGAUCAAUUGAGAUCAAUGGCAGUUUGAGCUACGCAGCCCAGGAACCCUGGCUUUUCGAGAGUACCAUCAAGCAGAAUAUAAUUUUCGUGGAGGAAUACGAUGAGAAACGCUAUCAUGAAGUCCUCAAAGUCUGUGCCCUCGAAAGGGAUCUUGAGCUCUGGCCAUUUGGGGAUGCAACCCUCGUAGGGGAGCGUGGAGUAAGUCUGAGUGGAGGGCAGAAGGCCAGGGUGAGCCUAGCAAGAGCUAUUUACAGAAAUGCAGACAUUUACCUUCUGGAUGAUCCUCUGUCAGCUGUGGACACUCAUGUGGGGAAGCACAUCUUCGAGAGAUGCAUCAGGCGCUUCCUGGAAGAUAAAAUUGUCAUCCUGGUAACGCAUCAGCUGCAAUAUCUCAAAGAUAUCCGCCACAUUGUCUUCCUAAACGCAGGCCGAGUAGAAAUCCAAGGAUCUUACGAUGAGAUCCGACAAAGCAAUCUUGAUAGCUUCCUGGCUCACACUCCUGACGAGGCUCAAGAGCCAAAAUCUCCGACUACCGAGAGGAAGCUCAAUACCUUCAACUCCCAAAUUGACUAUUACGAAUCCAAAGACAACGAAGAAUUGGAGGAAGAGAAGGAGGAACAGGCUGUUGGAUCUGUAAAGUGGACAGUUUAUUUGGCCUUCUUCAAGUUCGUAAGGAACAAAUGCAUGAUCAUCACCACCUUAUCCCUCUUCGUCCUAGCCCAACUUGCAAUGACGGGAACUGAUUACUUCGUUGCUCAAUGGGUCAAUUGGGAGGAAUCCCUGAACCUUCUCAAUACAACUGGCUUCAAUCUCACAGACACUCUAUUCAGCUACCUCGAAUCUCUAGGAAAUGCCACAGAUCUCCUUGCAAUUAUCUCUCCGGAUCAUGAAUUCACCAUCAGGAGGCAGUAUCAAAUCACCUACGGAGUCCUCAUGGCCAUUCUCACGUACCUGGUAAUUCAGAGGAACUUCGUGUUCUUCCGAAUGUGCCUCAUGGCUUCCAUCAGGCUACAUGAUCGCCUCUUCAGAGGGAUCACGAGAUCGAGAAUGUCCUUUUAUCAUACAAAUUCUUCCGGUAGGAUUCUCAAUAGGUUCUCCAAGGACAUUGGGAAUGUCGACAAGGAUCUUCCGAUAAGUCUUAUCGAUACUAUCAUUUGCUUCCUGGAGAUUGCAGGAAUUGUGGCAAUUGUUGUUGUAGUUGAUUAUUGGUUGCUGAUCCCGACGAUUGCUGUUGGUCUACUUCUUUAUUUAAUCAGGGUGAUUUACAUAACUACCGGAAGGAGUGUUAAGAGACUGGAAGCUACUUCACGAAGUCCCGUUUACGCUCACAUGAACUUCACCAUGCAAGGCUUAUCAACAAUCCGUGCUCUCAAAGCCGAAAAUGUCCUGGAGGCAGAAUUUAACUACCACAAUGACUUCAACUCCUCAGCUUGGUAUAUGUUCCUGGCAUGCUCCCAGUCCUUCUCAAUGUGGCUGGAUUUGGCAUGUGUUCUCUACAUUUCCAUUGUUGUCCUCAGUUUUCUCGUCCUUGAUAACAAUGUUCUGGGAGGAAAUGUUGGAUUGGCCAUUACACAAGUGGUGAAUCUCGUUGGAACUUGCAUGUGGGGCAUGCAGCAAACGGCAGAGUUGGAGAAUCAGAUGAUUUCCGUCGAGAGGAUAAUUCAGUAUUCAAAGUUACCGUCUGAACCGCCACUUGAGACUGAUGAAAAGAACAAACCGACGAAGGAAUGGCCCAGUAAAGGAGCUAUUGACUUCAAGGAUUUAUCACUGAGGUAUUCUGAUGAAGGGGAGGUUAUUCUCAAGGAUCUUACUUUUUCAAUUCAAUCUGGGGAGAAAAUUGGAAUUGUUGGCCGAACGGGAGCUGGGAAGUCUUCAAUGAUCCAGGCUCUGUUUAGGCUAGCUCCUAUUGAGGGACGCAUUGAAAUCGAUGGCAUAGACACUCAGACACUCGGUCUGCAUGAUCUUCGGAGCAAAAUCUCCAUCAUCCCUCAAGAUCCGAUCUUGUUCUCGGGCUCCCUGCGAGCCAAUCUCGAUCCCUUCGAGGAGCGCAAGGAUGCCGAGAUCUGGAGUGCUCUGGAGGGUGUGGAGUUGCGUGGAGCUGUGGGGCAGUUGGCUGGUGGGAUUGACUGUCGCAUGGCAGAUGGAGGAUCGAACUUUAGCAUGGGCCAGAGGCAAUUGGUGUGCCUGGCCAGGGCCAUUCUCCGGGACAAUCGCAUCCUGGUGCUAGAUGAGGCGACAGCCAAUGUGGAUCCGGAGACCGAUCGCCUCAUCCAGACCACAAUUCGCACGAGAUUCGCCCAUUGCACAGUGCUCACGAUCGCCCAUCGGCUGCACACGGUCAUGGACAGUGAUCGCGUACUGGUGAUUGAUACUGGUCGCGUGGUGGAAUUUGGGCAGCCCCAUGAACUUCUCCAACGACCCGGGGGGCACCUAAGGUCACUCGUAGACCAAACAGGACCCGCCACGGCCUCCCUCUUAAGCCAGGUGGCUCAGGAAGCUUUCCUCAAAGCGAAAUAUGAGUCUGAAUAAGAUCUUUAAUUAAUCCAUUAUGACCCCACCGUAUGAUAUUUAAUGUAUCUUACGCAAAGUUGUACCACUUUUUAAUCCGAAUUUUAUAAUUAUUUUCCUAAUACUACUUCAAUUUAGUGUCCAUGUGAUAUUAUCACUUAAAAACUAUUUUCUUUUUACUUAAGCUUUAGUUCAGCUGUGAUGAAUUUCCCAGUGAUAAUUUUAAAUUUGGUACAUUAGAAAUUUUUCGUUAUGAACUAAAUAAAAACAGUAUUAGAAAUUCACUAAAAUCCGUUUCAAUAAUCUUAUUCAUUUACUUCAAAGAAAAAAGAUUUGUUUGUGAGACUUUUGGAAGAUUUUCAGACAGUUCUGUAAAUUUCUUUAGCACUAUUUAUUUUCAAUUAGUACACCAGAAUCUUAACGUGAAUUGUGCACUUAAAGUCUUGAAGAAAAAUUUAAAUGAAACUGUUAUAUGAUCAUUGUCCGAAUUAAUAAAUGAAAAUAAAA
This is a messenger RNA of Phlebotomus papatasi, 4446 nucleotides long. RefSeq names its product ATP-binding cassette sub-family C member 4-like. The transcript has 7 exons. Lineage: Eukaryota; Metazoa; Arthropoda; Insecta; Diptera; Psychodidae. The coding region runs from base 49 to 3960 and encodes 1303 amino acids. Gene Ontology annotation, molecular function: ABC-type transporter activity; ATP binding; ATP hydrolysis activity. Gene Ontology annotation, biological process: transmembrane transport. Gene Ontology annotation, cellular component: membrane. The record is from RefSeq and is a predicted model, not a curated record.